Messenger RNA from Nematocida major, 957 nucleotides. RefSeq lists its product as uncharacterized. The record is from RefSeq and is a predicted model, not a curated record. NCBI's taxonomy places the organism in Eukaryota, Fungi, Microsporidia. The coding region runs from base 1 to 957 and encodes 318 amino acids. The transcript has a single exon.
AUGGAGCUGAAAAGCGGAGAAAGAGAGCGCGGGGUGGACUCUCCCGGGGAGGAGAGAGAGGAAGAAGCAGCGAUGUUUUCGCGCGGAGAAGGAGAUAAGAAUGCGCGUGUGAAGGCUUUUAUGGACGUUUUUUCGAUUCUUUCUCACGUUACAGGGCACGUUUUAGUCGUUACUCCGCUGAGAAGUGAGGCAAGCACCUUGGAAAAGACGUGCUCAGGCCUGGAGGGCGUGCAGGUGAGCAUCGCAGGCGCAAAGAGGGCAGAAGAGCUCUUGUCCGGCCCAGAGAGGAUAGAUAUCGUCAUUCUCCGGAAGUACAAGAUCCUCGAAGAGAUGCAAGUUUUGAGCGGGGUAAUGGAGGCAGUUGGAGACCGGCAGGUGAUCGUCUCUCUCGAGGGAGGGGAUGAAGUCCCUUCUCUUGAGGGUUUUGCUCUCGCCUCAAAAAAAGUCUCCAAGCGAGAAUUUUUCAUUCACGGGGAGACUAUUUUCCAGAAAAUGGCCGUUGUUUUUUCUGUGACGAAGGCAAGACCCAUAAGAAACCUGUGCGUGAUCGUGGGCUGGCCAAAGGAGGAGCGGAGAGUCGAGGUAUUUCUCCGGGCAUUCGGGAUGCGCGUGGAGGUAAAUCCCCCCGGGCGGAGAGAGGGCGUUAUCGGGGUCUUCCGCCCGGAUAGUCUCGCUGCGAGGAAGGAGGUUUUGGAGAAGUACAGCCUUGUCGUUGAUAUGUCGAAUGGAGCAGCAGAGGAGGCACUGGAGGACGUAAAAACGACUGUUUUGCGGGUAGUUUCCCCUCGGACUGCGCCGGAGGAUGCCCGAUUUGCCAGGAUAAGGGAUGCUGCUUUGCAGUAUAAGUACCGGAUAGAAAGUGUCCUGAAUAUGAUCACGAGACACGUCAUGCAGGGAAAGGCAGAGAUAGACGAGGCAUCCGUAAAGCACCUUCACGGGCCUCUGCGCCUUCUGUAG